Raphanus sativus (radish) is the source of this 942-nucleotide messenger RNA. RefSeq names its product mitotic spindle checkpoint protein BUBR1. The record is from RefSeq and is a predicted model, not a curated record. Lineage: Eukaryota; Viridiplantae; Streptophyta; Magnoliopsida; Brassicales; Brassicaceae.
AUGCGGCAUGGAGAAGACCACCACUUACUUCUUCAAAUUGUGAAACUCCGAGAAGAAUUGGCGAACGUGGAGAUCAUAGCUAGAGCAGCAAUUGUAGCUAUUGAGGCAGCUCAAAAUCCAAGCAAUCCCAAGGAGGCGUUUCCUCCUGGUGGAGAUUGCCCGGGGCUGUUGGUGAUAUAUGAGCAAUGCGUCAGAAAGUCCUGGCUUUCGGAGCGAAAUGCAAAGCCUGUCGAGAAGUUGAAUGAUGCUAACAAGAAGUUACAGACAUUGGGAACUAUGAGAAGGCCCAAAACAGUUGAUCAGGAGCCAAAGGAGAAUGACUUACCGUCAAGAAGCUCUGGGACUAUAUUGUCUAGGGGAGAUAAUAAUAACAAUACGGGCAGGCAGGCGUUAGGACCACAAGCAAAGAGAACAAAGCUGAAUCACUCAUCCAAGGCACCUUUGGCUAUCUGCAAGGACACUACAUCGAGUGAUCAAGCAGAGAUGGACAAGUCAAAACCAGAGUUUGGUUCUUGGCUCAUGCUUGGAGGCAGAUCAGAGAGGAACAAAGAGAACAAUGCUUUACCUGGAAAAUGGGUGGCAUUCAAGCUGCCUCUGCUUCCUCCUUUGAGGUUUUUGUAGACGAAGAAGAAUGUACAGAUGAGGGAGUAGAGAAGAAGAAGAAUGAAACCAUCUCGACAUCAUCAUCAAACGUUUUGCACCUUAAUGAUCGCCGUGAGUAGAGAAGAAGAAGAGUGAAACCAUCUCAAGGCAGGGUGCAUAUACAGGCAAAACAUACACGCAUCACAUACUUUGUUGUAGGGGUUAGAAUGCUUCGUUUUCAGUUUUUUUUUAUUUAAAGGUUGUUUUCUCUGAUUUUUUCAUAUAUGUCUGCUCCUCCAGAUUAUGUAUGGGUCUUAAAAUGUCCUACAAAUGUAGUAAAUUUAUGGUCUUUUACACUUA